CUAAACACUUCCUUGUCGAUUAACGUCGUUGAUUUUGGCAAGAGCGUUUUGGUUAGAAGCUAAAUGGUUAUAUAUUUUGAAGUUGUGAAAAAUACAUAGAAAUAUAAAGUAUAAUGCCUGAAAAUUAUUGCAAAAUGCACUUAAGAUUGUAAGCAAAGACAAGUUGUUAAGUUCGUGUAAAAGUUAACUGGAAAUUUUUAUAUCAAACAUUUUUAUAAAACACGUUAAACAGUAUAAUAUUGUUGGAACAAUAAUUUAUUUAAAAAAAUAAUAUAGUUAAAGACGAAAUCCUUUCACCUACGAAUCUGGACGAAAUUUGGAAAUAAUAAAUGACAAGAUAUUUUUGAGUGUUUCUAAAAAUGAAUCCCUCCGAGCUGCGUAUGAUGUGGAUGAGUCACUAUAAUCCUGAACGCAUCACAGUGGAGGACGCACCCUCAUUCUUUGGCCAUCCAUCAGUGGGACUUUCGGUAAUGGACGAUUUAUCCUCACAUCAACCAACAAUGGAUUUGAAUCCAAUGAUGAGUAUUGUUGGGGGGGAUUUCAGUGGUCAGGCGGCAGCAGCAGCAGCGGCUGCAUUGGGCGUACAACCGACAGCUCUAAUUGCGGCCAAUUCCAACGAUAUUUACGGUCUAGCACAAGUAGGUGGUUUACAUCAGCAGUUACUUCAACAAUCGGCCGCAGCUGUUUUUCAAAACUACACAGAAGUUAUAGACGAUGAUGAUGGUACUGGAAGUGGCGCAAUAGGUGCUGACAACAGCGGUUGUGGUAAUGUCAGCGUAGACAAAUCAUUAGCAACACAAUUUGUUCAUAACGAUGAGCCACAACCAAUCUAUGAUCAAUUGGAUGACGGUAGUUACGAUGGUGGUUUAGCGCCAAAACAGGAAAUUAUAAAUAUUGAUGAUUUCGUUAUGAUGACCGAUUCUAAUUCAUACGAUGGUACAGAAUUUAUGGCUGACGAGAGAGAAGUGGCAGAAGGAAGUAGUGGUGGCGUUGAUAUCUCCCAUGCACAUGGCAUGGAUGAGAAUGGUGUCCUUGUGCCUUUGGAUAGUGGACAUAAAUUAAUAGGCGAUAGUGGCGAUGAGGUGAUGGUGCCCGCCACCACAACCGUAAUGCAGGCAACAGCGGCAACCUCAUCAAGAGGAUUUGGUGGAGGUGGAGGAACGGGCCACCAUCGCUCAUCGCAACGUAAGACUCGAAAAAUAGAACCAGUUAACAGGCCAGGACUGGUGCUGAAGACACCAAUAGCAUAUAAGGGAAACAUAGAUCCAUCGGUUAUACCAAUUCAGAAAGACGGCAUGGCCGUCUGUGAGCGUUGUGGUGCAAUCGGUGUAAAGCACACUUUCUACACCAAAUCUCGACGUUUUUGCAGCAUGUCCUGCGCUCGUGGCGAACUUUAUUCUUUGGUAGUAAACAACACUAAAAUGGCAGGUGGUGCGCAACAACAGCAACAGACGAUUUCCAAUUCCCCCGUGCAAGAUCAUAUCGAUGGUGCAGCCGGAAGUAACAAUGGUAAUAGCAACGAUAUACAACAACACGAUACACAACCUCAACAAUCUGAUAUUGAGUUGGCGUUACGUGUUGCUCAUAUUAAGAAUUCGAAUUAUCGUUUUCGCAUCACAGACCAAUCGAAAAUUACACAAAUCAACGGUUUUGGCGAACCUGUCAUGUCCGCCGAAUUGACAGGAAUGGAUGGCGCAAGUGCACUAACAGGUCUAAGUAGUGAGAAUGGAGCCUUGUGUGGUGUAAAUGCAGGUGGCUUAGUUGCUACGCCAAAGGCACUUCAAAUGUACCGUGAUGUUUUACCACAAGAAGACCUGCCACAAAUUCCAAAAUUUGAACGUUUACCAGUUUCCUGCCCACAAAUGGAAAAAAUCAUUAGUAUACGUCGUCGUAUGUACGAUCCAUCGCAUUCUUUCGAUUGGACGCCGCGUUUGUCGCAUCCGAAUUUUUUCGCUGCACCCGUUACUUGCUUUCCCCAUGCACCCGGUUACGAAGUUUGGGACAGCAUUGGUAUUGACAUGAAAGUUGAGGUGGAGAAUACAGAUUGUGAUAAUACGGAAAUAGUGCAGCCCGGACAGACGCCACACUCAUUUUGGGUUGCGACGAUCUUAAAUAUUUGCGGAUACAAAGCUCUUAUGCGUUACGAAGGCUUUGAUGAGCCAACACAUGACUUCUGGGUAAAUCUAUGCAAUGCGGAAGUACACUCGGUUGGUUGGUGUGCGACACGCGGCAAACCUCUAAUACCGCCACGUACUAUCGAGAAUAAAUACAAAGAUUGGAAAGAUUUCCUCGUGGAACGAUUGUCUGGCGCACGUACACUGCCUUCCAGCUUUUACAACAAAAUCAAUGACAGCAUGCAGUCGCGCUUCCGACUGGGCUUGAAUUUAGAGUGUGUGGAUAAGGAUCGAAUCUCACAGGUUCGCUUAGCAACGGUGACAAAAAUUGUAGGCAAGCGUUUGUUUUUGCGGUACUUUGACUCUGAUGACGGUUUCUGGUGUCAUGAGGACUCGCCCAUCAUACAUCCGGUCGGUUGGGCGACUACCGUGGGUCACAAUUUAGCGGCACCGCAUGAUUAUUUAGAACGAAUGUUGGCUGGCCGUGAGGCAAUGAUUGAAGUACAUGAAGAUGAUGCAACGAUUGAGCUUUUCAAAAUGAAUUUCACUUUCGAAGAAUAUUACAUGGAUGGCAAAGGCAAUGGUUUUGUGGAAGGCAUGAAAUUGGAGGCGGUCGAUCCUCUCAAUCUAUCAUCGAUUUGUGCUGCAACCGUAAUGGCGGUGCUUAAAUUUGGCUACAUCAUGAUACGCAUCGAUUCUUAUCAACCAGAUGCAACAGGGUCAGAUUGGUUUUGCUAUCACGAAAAAUCACCUAGCAUAUUCCCAGUAGGCUUCUGCGCUUCAAAUAGCAUCACUUUGACACCACCCAAUGGUUAUGAUGUCAAUACGUUUAGUUGGGAAAAAUAUUUGCAAGAAACGGGUAGCGUUGCUGCUGGCCAGCAUUUAUUCCACCGGAUUGUGCCAAAUCAUGGAUUUCGGGUCGGCAUGAGCCUCGAAUGUGCUGACCUUAUGGACCCACGUUUGGUAUGUGUGGCGACUGUAUCACGCAUAGUCGGGCGUUUGCUUAAAAUACACUUCGACGGUUGGACCGAUGAGUAUGACCAAUGGUUGGAUUGCGAAUCACCUGAUGUUUAUCCAGUAGGUUGGUGCGUACUGGUAAAUCACAAGCUCGAAGGGCCGCCGGUGCCUGUGCAGGCUACAGCCAAAACGAACACCAAAGCGAAAAGUCCGAAAAAACGCAAGAAAAAAUCCACUGCUAAAGGCGCAGAAAAUUCAAAUACAGGUAUAUUAAAAGCUCCAUACCAGCUAAAUAAAAAAUUUCCUAAACUUUUUGUAUUGUAUAUGACAGCAAAACCGCGUACGAUUGCUUUAAAAACAAAUCCGCAUCUUCCGAAACUGAGUAUUAAACUCGAACUUAAGCCAGAGCAUCACAAUGCCGCUUUCUAUGAGGAUAAUAACGAGGAUGAUGAUGAUGAUGGAGACUAUGAAGAGGACAGCACCAGUCAUCGCUCCGGUCAAUCCACGCCACUAUCCCAUAACGAUGGCAGCCAGCUGGCUUUGACGGAAAAGAUCACUACAGCGCAACAAGCAUCCACAACUCAAGCGUCCGCGCCAACGCGUUGCGGCAACCCAGCAGUAAAGAAAUCUGUAUCACCAGCACCGCCGGUUGUGGGGCGCAAAGCUACCAGCUACAUUGGGAACUCAUCCGUCUGCAAUAGCAAGUACAUUCCGCGGCUUAUCGAGUCCUCUUCGAAUGAAAACAACAGCGGCAGUAGCGGCGGCAACAGUAACAGUCAAAAUGCGGACCCACAAGCAGACCUCAUACCCGAUACGUGGAAUGUAUAUGACGUUUCUCAAUUCUUACGCGUCAAUGAUUGUACGGCGCACUGUGACACAUUUUUGCGUAAUAAAAUUGAUGGCAAACGUUUGCUGCAACUAUCUAAGGAUGAAAUAAUUACUUUGCUUGGCAUGAAAGUGGGUCCUGCGCUAAAAAUAUCCGAUUUGAUACAGCAGCUUAAAUGCAGAGUUAACCCUGGCAAAUCCAGAUUGCAUAAGGCAAACAAAACGUUUUUAUAGUGCCUUUUGAAGCGAUCGCAUCAAAGAGUAACAUCAAAACCACCUAAGCCAACAACAUUUCGUCUUAAGCUCUCACACCUAGCAAUUCGUCACAAUAUUGUAUCGUAUCUAAUAUGAUUACUGUAGCUCUUAAGUAUACCAAAUAUGUAUAUCACGAGAUAACACAGGCAUUGUACGAAGUAUGAGAGUGUCUCAUGUGCAUGCUGCACUUCAUAAAAGCAUGAUGUGCGUUGGGUUACAAUGAUCACAGAUGAGUUUGCUGUCAAUUGGAACAUUUUAGAGUAAAUGAGGAAAAUUUUUGUUAAGUAGAAUCAAGCUGAAUGACACAAGGAUUCAGCAUCAGCAAAGUAGAAGUUAAGAGAUACGGAAACCUGUAGGAAACUUAACAAUGAAAAUUUGAAAAUAUUAUUAGUUUUCUUUAAUGACGUAGAAUAGAUACUUAUUUGAUAUAAUUUUCACUUCAUACAUAUUUUUAAUAUCUAGUACACAAUAACUUUAUUUUAGUUAAAAAAAACGCAAAGAAAAAAAAAACUACCUUACAUAAUUUAGUGUAUUUGUAUUUUUUUCUGUCAAUAAGAAAACGAGGUGCACGAAAAAUGUAACACAUUCGUAGACUGAGAACAAUUAUUAAAUGAAAACAGUAAACAUAAUUUAUUACUACAACAAUUGCAUAAUUACAAUCAAUUACCACUGCAACAAUACAAUGUUUUCUACCGUUAGGCAUAAAAAGCUUAUUACAUAUACUCACAACACAAACCCGCACACACAUACACAUACAACAAUAACCACGCAAUAUAAAUGCCUUUAAAAAAAAUCAACAUUAUAAAUAAUAAAAACCUAACCUCAAAUGCAAAACAAAAAAAUAAUAAUCUGUGCAACAUCACUUUAACUCCCAAUAGUAAGAGUCGCGUUGCUCAUUUGCUCGUCGAAUAUAAUACUUUAUAGAUUUUGUUAAAAUCAAGUGGUUUGAACGUAAUAUAUUUGCAUAUUGAAAAGUUUUGUGUAAAUAUUUUAUAUGAAACAAUUAUUUAUUGGUGGAAAAAUUUUAAUUCAUUACGUUUUGCUAAAUUAAUCGUAUCCCAUAAAUGUGUAGUGGUAAAUACAAAUAAUGGUGGUGGUUUACAAAUCUCUUGUUUAAGGUCGAUUUUGAAAAAUUCAAAUUUCAAGUUUAUUUCAAAUUUACUGUCGCACAUAAUAUGCACGUUUUAUGCUUUCAUCAUCUUGGAACUCAAUGCGCUGAAGUAAAGCAGUUAAAAAAUAUAUUUUUUCAAUUUCGGCAAAAGUUUUGAGUUCGGUUUCUUUGCUGGUCCGAAUUGCUUUAAAUAUUUUGGUAGAUUUUCUGUAAUGUAUAUUGCUCAGUACAAAUAGAUUUGGUCGAUAAGUAAACAAGUCUUAUAAAACCCACCAAGUUGACUUAGUUGCGUUAAUUUUUUUGUUUUGUUUUUGUAAAUAUCGCUCAACACUUUUCACUUUGAAAUAUGUAUAACUCAUUAAUUGACUGCAUAGUUAUUGUGUUUUGUUGUUGGAUGAGUAAACACUAAUAUAGCUUUGUGUAAUCCGCAUUUUAUCGGCCCAUACUCCACUUGCCCUUGACUACAUAUCCUAAAUUAGUGUAAUUAGAAGUAUCCUGCGAAGACGCUACUAUAAAAUCAGCGCUCGCGUUAAGUAACGUCAAAAUGGUUUAAGAAAAUUUCUUACAUACAUAUGAAUGUACUAAGAUAUGCAACUACAUACAUACAUACAGAUAUGCGACGAAUUGAUUAGAAAUAUAACGAUCAGGGAAUAAUUUCAGUUUUUGUGAAACUCAAGUGCUAUUGUAAACUAACUACCAAUCAGUGUAUACAUACAUAUGUACAUACACAGAAGCAUAGAUGCAAUUGGCAAGUCUGCUGCAGUUCCACGCAAGGUUAACAUUUAUGUAUGUGUGUGAGAGUUAAAUCUUUUGGCAACUUACUCCCUUAGGAUAGUGAAUAAAUAAAAUAAUUAAAGUAAACAAAAACUAAAAAUAAAAUAACACAAAUUAUAGAAUAUAACCACACCGCCUCAUCAGAGUAGAAUGCUAGAGCGAUAGAGCAAAUCAUGAAACAAAAACAGAUUUAGAAUACCAACAGCACACCAGCUUAAGUAUACACACAUAUAUAUGUAUAGCAUUAGCAACAAAUUAAUUGUAAAGAUUAAAAUAUUAAUAUACACGAGUUUAUGAUUUACACGAUUUUAACACUCUUAAUUUGUAUAAUUAAGAAAAGACGCGCAGCACACGCCCCCACACUCUCUCCCAACACACACACAUGUAAGCAGUCGCAUGCCACAGUCUGCGAGCGAAGUGGGGUGUUCUCAUUAGCCACUUAUUUGAUUUACUUGUAAAUAAUAUACAAAAAAAAGAAGAAAACAAAAAACAAACAAACAUUACGAUUACUUUAUAUUAUACUUUAAAAAUAAAAUAGCGUGUAAUAAACAGCAAA
Bactrocera dorsalis (oriental fruit fly) is the source of this 6592-nucleotide messenger RNA. RefSeq names its product polycomb protein Sfmbt (gene Sfmbt). The record is from RefSeq and is a predicted model, not a curated record. Gene Ontology annotation, biological process: heterochromatin formation; regulation of DNA-templated transcription. NCBI's taxonomy places the organism in Eukaryota, Metazoa, Arthropoda, Insecta, Diptera, Tephritidae. The coding region runs from base 360 to 4130 and encodes 1256 amino acids. The transcript is spliced from 9 exons. Gene Ontology annotation, molecular function: zinc ion binding. Gene Ontology annotation, cellular component: nucleus.